AUGACGCCUCUGGACAAGGAGCAAAUCGAAGGCCUGGUGAGUGCUCAUCCUUCUCCCACACCGCCUUGCACGUGCGUGAGGGUACCUGCGUCUGAUGCGCGGCACCAUCCGUCGAUCAUAGGCUCAGAUCCAGCAAGAAACACCUGAACUGCUGUGAGAGAACGUGGCGGCUGACGGUCAUGUCUCUUGUGUAGCGUGCCAUCAGAGCAUUCCUCAAAGUCCGCACCAGCUACGAUGUCCUCCCCCUCAGCUACCGUCUCAUCGUCUUCGAUACCUCGCUGCUGGUCAAGAAGAGCCUGAACAUCCUCACGCAAUGCGGUGAGUAGGACCUCGACUACGACAUUAUCACAAUACCCCAUCCGAGACAUCAUACUGACUAGCGGAAAGGCAUCGUCUCUGCGCCAUUGUGGGACUCCAAGACUUCGACCUUCGCGGGCCUCCUCACCACCUCCGACUAUAUCAAUGUGGUGCAGUACUACUGGCAGAACCCCGAUGCGCUGCAACAGGUCGACCAGUUUCGCCUCAACAGUCUGCGAGAGAUUGAGCGAGCCAUAGGAGUCUCCCCGAUCGAGACAGUCUCCAUCCACCCACUCCAGCCACUCUACGAUGCCUGCCGCCGCAUGCUCGCCUCUCGCGCCCGUCGCAUCCCUCUGAUCGAUCUUGACGAUGAGACACAGCGAGAGAUGGUGGUGAGCGUCAUCACUCAGUACCGCAUCUUGAAGUUCAUCUCGGUCAACGUCAAAGAGACGCAGAACCUGCGGAAGCCCUUGAAAGAUCUCAAUGUCGGCAGUUAUAAGAACUUGGCCACGGCGACGAUGGAUACGCCGGUCAUGGACUGCAUUCAUAUGCUGGUGAAGAAGAGCAUAUCGAGCGUACCGAUCCUGGACAGGGACGGAACCGUGCUCAAUGUGUUCGAGGCCGUGGACGUCAUCACUCUUAUCAAGGGCGGUGAAUAUGAGACGAACUUGAACUUGACCGUGGGCAAGGCCCUCGAGAAGCGAUCUGAUGUAAGCCUGCAGCCCUCCAUCCGUGGAUAGAAGGCAAUGAACUGACACAUCCGACAGGACUUUCCGGGCAUCUACACCUGCACCCUCAACGAUCGCCUGGAUACGAUCUUCGACACAGUACGCAAAUCGCGAGUCCAUCGCCUGGUGGUGAUUGAUGAAGCGAACCAGCUCAAAGGACUGCUAUCGUUGAGCGAUAUCCUGGAAUACACGCUCAACAGUCCGCUGGGUGAUGAACAUGAGCAAUGA
Messenger RNA from Lecanosticta acicola, 1253 nucleotides. The record is from the annotation of a GenBank genome assembly. NCBI's taxonomy places the organism in Eukaryota, Fungi, Ascomycota, Dothideomycetes, Mycosphaerellales, Mycosphaerellaceae.